Molecule: messenger RNA, 4603 nt
Organism: Cygnus olor (mute swan)
Lineage: Eukaryota; Metazoa; Chordata; Aves; Anseriformes; Anatidae
Gene: RPH3AL
Product: rabphilin 3A like (without C2 domains)
Exons: 10
Coding region: 831-1775 (314 amino acids)
Biological process (GO): intracellular protein transport
Molecular function (GO): small GTPase binding
Source: RefSeq, a predicted model, not a curated record
AAAUGCUUAGCUGAUGUGCUCUAUUCUGACUUGCCUUCAGCUCUGUUAGAGCAGAUAAAGCUCUGCAGAGGAGGGGUGGAUGGAUUCGGCACCGUUGUCCACCCUGAAGGCACAGCUGCUGGCAAAGCAAACUCCUCUGCCCUGGCCGCGCUGUGGGGCAGAUCUCCAGCUCUAGGUUUUAGGAUAAACAUCCCACAGUUGCCAAGUGCUGGUCACGUCGGUCUGGUUGCAUGCAUUCAGCCUUGCCAGUGGCCAUCAAUUGCGUGGGCUGUGCUUUUCUUCAGGUGUGCCUGAGUGGGAGGGAAGAGAAUGUGGUACAGCUGAGGAGUAAUUUAAUAUAUGCAUUUGUGUGGGGGGUAAAUGUGCAUAUAAUCCUGUAACAACGCAUCACAGGCUUGGAAAAUCUCUGAAAAAUCCCGGGUCGGCUGUGCUGUGUGAAAUUUUAGCUUCUCUCUGCCUCUUAACACUGGCCUGGGGUUGGGAGCCUCUGUGUUCCUUUGCCAUUAAUGCUCGAUUGCUCCCAGGUGCAUGAGCUGCGGUGGGACAUGCGGGGACUGUGUUCUGUCCCUGCCUGAGAUCACGAAGGGGCUGACGAGCAGGAGGUGUUCUGGUACGAAAUGGAAAUGCAGGCAUAAGUGAAAGCGAGGAAAGUGUCUGCAUCCCUGCCUCGCUUUGCUGUAGUCAGGCCACGUUGCUGGGCGUUGUGUGGAGCUGCUGGAGCCUUCACCUGUUUUACACGUCUGUCCCCUCCACUGAAAGAAGUCUGUGCCUCGCCUGGAAUUCCUCCUCCUGCCUGGUGUGUGACCCCUGCCUCCUCCCAGCCUGGUGCCAUGGCCGACACGAUUUUUGGCAGCGGGACGGGCCAGUGGGUGUGCCCCAAUGACCGGCAGCUGGCUCUGCGUGCCAAGCUCCAGACGGGCUGGUCAGUGCACACGUUCCAGACGGAGAAGCAGAGGAAGAUGCAGGCUCUGAGCCCGCAGGAACUCGAGGUCAUUCUGGAAGUCAUCCGCAAGGCAGAGAAAUUGGACGUCGUCGAGCAGCAGCGCAUAGGGCGCCUGGUGGAGCGGCUGGAGAACAUGAGAAAGAACGCGAUGGGAAACGGCCUCUCCCAGUGUUUGCUCUGCGGGGAGCUGCUCGGGCUGCUGGGGAGCACCUCGGUCUUCUGUCAGGACUGCAAAAAGAAAGUUUGUACCAAAUGUGGCAUAGAAACCUUUGGAACCCAGAAACGUCCUCUUUGGUUGUGCAAGAUCUGCAGCGAACAGAGAGAGGUUUGGAAGAGGUCUGGCGCGUGGUUCUACAAGGGGCUGCCCAAGUACAUCACGCCUUUGAAGAGCAGCAGCAAACCCACCGAGGUGCACUCACAGCCUCGGCAGAGCGAGCCAGCCGUGUCGGAGGCUGAGGGCGUCGGGACCAGCCGUUCCUUCACCUGGGCCAGGGGCAAAGUGGUUUCUAGUGACAGCGAGAGCGACUCGGAGCUCAGUUCCUCCAGCCUGGAUGAGAAGCCCUCGCCUGUGGGGUCAAAAGGCUCGCAGGACAGAAAGCAGCAAGCAGGACUGGCACCCAGUGGGGAGUCCAGCCGGCCCGCGGGCAGGGUGCUGGCAAGCACCCACCCCCCUGCCCUCUCGGGGAGCUGCAGCGGCCUGGGCAGCGAGCAGGGGGCUGCCCUCAGCGCCACCGAGAGCUGCCAGAGCGACCACCCGCCGGAGGGGCACGACAGCGACGUCGGCAGCAGAGUCCCCGGCAAACGGUACGUUCACACCAGAACCCGCUGCUGACGGAGGUGAAGACGGAGCUGCUUGCCUGGAUCCAACACUUGCCCACUCCUUUAGACCUCACUCCAGACAACAACUGCCACCAGCAGGGACUUCUUUGACGCUGGCUCUUGUACAGACAUUAGCAGCACCUGGGGAAGUGCUGGCCUGUCCUCCCUGCCUUGCUGACCUGAUUUCUGGUUUGGUUUCGUUUGGUUCCCCUCCUACCCGUGACAUAUGCUGGGAGAAGGGUGCCGUGCCGUGGGGCCCAGCUGUGUGUCUGCUGGAAGGGGCAAAGUGCUCACUGGGGCUGAAGAAAUGUGUGCUGCUUCUUCUGGCCUGCCAAACUCAGCCCGGGGUUCUGCUCCUGGCCUCACAGUCCUGGCUUUGAUUUCUUCAGGGGAAAGGGGAAUUCACCCCGUGCUCCUGAAAUAGGGUGUGAGGAGACCACAGCCCCUGUAGUGCUUCUCACCCAAGGGUGAUUUUCUCUCUGUGAGCCCCGAGGGUGAGAGGGGGCUCUGAUUUGCACUAGACUCCAUGUGCCUGGGUUGUCACUCCUUGUAUGUCUUGUCCUUGUUGUUCUGGUUUGAGGUGGUACGGGUCUGGUGGAGGCAUCCCAAACGAGCUGCUGAAGCUGAGCUCCCUUCCCCUGAGGUAUCCCUCCCAGACAGGGCUGUCUGCUCAGGGAGGCACUUCAGUGAGUAAAGAAACACCUGGAGACGUUUGCAAUGACUUUUUCAGUCCUCCUGGCUGCGUGCUGGCCUGUGUGUCCUGUGACAAGGGUGAUGCUUUGGUGGCGGGGUCAUGGGCAGUGUGUGCGCUGCGGCUCUGGGUGGGAGAACGCUUACCAGCCCACGGCCAGCUGGCUGCCUUCGAUUACCCAAGUCAGCUAAAAGCUUUCCAAUUACUUUAUCUCGUUAAGCUCUGCAGAUUCUCCUCCCACAUGCUCACCUUAUAAUCUGUUGCAUGAGCAGGGGCCUGCAUUUUGCCAUUUUCCUGGAAGUCUUGAGCAUCUGGCCGGCCGUGAUGGUGUCAUGAUGAGUCAGGCUGUGGAAAGCUCUGUGCCCAUGUCCUGCUUCUUCUCCAGGAUGGGCAAUUUCCCUCCAAGGCCUGGCAGAUGAGAACAAUCAAAUUAGCUGACAUCUCCAGAGCAAUUAGAUCUUUAGAGGCUUGAACGAAAACGCACGCUAGGCAAGUGGGAGUCUGUGGAUUUUUAUUAAAUGCUUUGGAUCUGACCUGUGUUUUGCUGAAGAAAUGAAGGAUUCCAAAAAGUCCCCUCCGGAGUCGUGGAUUUAAAAGCAAUUCAUGCCUGUUAAUGUCAGCCUGUUCCCUUGGUUAUUACUCUUUUGUUCAGCUCUCCUUUGCUGCUGGGUGCUUUGUGUGCAUGUAGUAUAUGCUCUUACAAAUGGCUGCAGUAAGAAGAUAAAUGAGAUUGGGCACUGGAAUGCUCUAACAGGAGAUUGGAAAUCAAUCCUUGACUUUCUUUCUAAAUGAACACGGUCCAACAGAGCACUGCUCCUGUACUGCUUUUCCAGCUAACACACCAUGGCAGGUUGCUGAGAAAAUCUUUCCAGCUCCGUGAUCUGCUUCUGCCCUUUGACAAGCGAAAACAAAGCCUUUGGAUGAUGUGGGCUCCUCGAGGUGGCCUAAAGAGAAGCCUCUGAACGUGGGUUUCACACCGUCAGUGUUGAAGAGAGCAAGGGAUGAGCUUGUUCUCCACGGAGGGGUGCUUCUAGUGUUGUGGUCUGUGUUGUUUAAACCUGGCCAUCGAGGCUCUGAUCAGCCACAUUGCUGAAAGGGGUGAUGUCAAAAUUGUUAGCAGUUUCUGAAAAAUUAAAAAAGUCAGCUUUUCCUGAAAUGCUGGUAUGAUUUCAGAGCUGAAGUCAUGCUGUUUCUUCUGAGAGUUGCAGGGUCUUCAAUUUCAGAAGUGUGCUGCCACCAGAAAAAUCCUGUGCUGCCUUAGAGCUUUUGACAGUCCUACUGAGGCUCUCUUGCUCUGUCAUUGCCGCUGUGCCUGAGACAGUCUGGUCUGCCAGCCUAAGUUAAUUCUUUAAAAGAAGGAGAAGGAAAAAGACACUUAAAAAAAAUGAUUCUAUUUUCUUAAAACCUGUUACUUUCUCAUCAAAAACCCUACACUGAGUCGGAGAGAGUUUUUAAAAUUGAACGCGUCAUUUCUAGCUCUCCUUGUGUUUCUUAUGAUUCAUUCCUGGACAGUGCAGGCAGGUUAGUCAUAUUUUCACCCUCAUCUUCACUUCUUAGGUCUGUUUACCAAGCUGUGGGUUGCCAGCUCUACACAAGAACCUGUUCAUCUCUGCUGGCUUACUGUGCUGCUUUAAGGCAUGGUUUUGAUUUUUUACUGAGACCAAGUUUUACAAAACAGAUUAAUUUGGGACUGCUAUUUUGUACCAGCAAGACUAGAAAUGAUGCUUUCUUAUCUCUAUAUUUUACUUCCAUGGAGUAAUUCCACCUGAGUUUGAACAGAACCAUUCUGCUGUCUAUGGAAAAACUCCCUGUGGGUCAAGGGAAGUCUCUAGCCCAGGAGAAUGUGAUCUAGCCACAUUCAAAUGUGAUAGAUAAACGUACUUAGCUCUGUGCACAUAUUUUCUAUUAAAGAUCUCCUUUCCCUUUGUUGCAUCUCUCUUGGUUGUGUUUUGUAGCUUUGGUUGGAAUAUAAUCCUAAACCUGCACCAGUUGACGGCCUUUUCACUUGGCUCAGGGUGGGCAAGAAGGGCUCUGUGUGCUCAGUCUACUCUGAUCGUUUGUGUUGCUUUUAUUAUUUUGUUGUUCUCAUUCUCCAUCCCUUACAACUUUUAUGUAGUGUUUUACUACGGGAAACAAUAAAGCUUUGGCUC